This is a messenger RNA of Chrysochloris asiatica (Cape golden mole), 1062 nucleotides long. It is a transcript of the gene VPS37C, whose product is annotated as vacuolar protein sorting 37 homolog C (S. cerevisiae). Gene Ontology annotation, cellular component: ESCRT I complex. NCBI's taxonomy places the organism in Eukaryota, Metazoa, Chordata, Mammalia, Afrosoricida, Chrysochloridae. The coding region runs from base 1 to 1062 and encodes 353 amino acids. The record is from RefSeq and is a predicted model, not a curated record. Gene Ontology annotation, biological process: protein targeting to vacuole; protein targeting to membrane; ubiquitin-dependent protein catabolic process via the multivesicular body sorting pathway. The transcript is spliced from 4 exons.
AUGGAGACAUUGAGAGACAAGACCCUGGAGGAAUUGGAGCAGAUGCAGAAUGACCCGGAAGCCAUCGAGCGACUGGCCUUGGAGUCCCCCAAGGUCCAGGAUCUGCAGCUGGAACGGGAGAUGGCGUUGGCCACGAACCGGAGCCUGGCUGAGCAGAACCUGGAGUUCCAGACGCCCCUGGAGUUGAGCCGCUCAAACCUCUUGGACAAGUACCAGGAGCUCCAGAAGCUGGUGGAGCGGUGCCGGGAACAGAAGGCAAAGCUGGAGACCUUUUCUUCAGCGCUGCAGCCAGGAACCCUGUUAGACCUUCUACAGGUCGAAGGCCUGAAGAUUGAAGAGGAGUCUGAGGCCAUGGCGGAGCAGUUUCUGGAGGGCGAGGUGCCCCUGGAGACAUUUCUGGAGAACUUCUUCUCCAUGAGGGUACUGUCUCACCUGCGCCGGGUCCGCGUGGAGAAGCUCCAGGAGGUGGUGAGGAAGCCCAGGGCGCCCCAGGAGCCGAUCGGAGAUGUUCCGCCACCCCGGCCACCACCUCCACCUCGCCCGGCCCCCCAGGCGACACCCCCUGUGGCUGAAGAGCAGCCGCUGCCGCUGCCCCCACCAUCGGCUGGACCUCCGUACCCCUUGCCCUACAGUCCCUCUCCAGCCAUGCCUACAGGCCCCACUGCCCAGGGAGUGCUGCAGCCAGCCCCCUUCCCUGUGGUCUCCCAACCCUCCUUCUCCUACAGUGUGCCCAUGGGCCCCACGUUCGCACCAGCCCCACCUGGAGCCAGGCCUGUGGGGGGCUAUUCCUGGUCCCCACAGAGGAGCAUCCCGCCCCAGCCAGGCUAUCCCGUAGCCCCAGUUGGUGGCUCCCCAUCUGGCCCCGGGUACCCCAUGGCUGGCGGCCGGGCCCCCAGUCCUGGGUAUCCUCAGCAGCAGCCCCCCUACCUCUCUGCAGGAGGGAAACCUCCAUACCCCACCCAGCCCCCACUCCCAAGUGUCCCAGGACAGCCCCAGCCCCCCUACCCCUCAGGGCCUGCCCCUCCCUAUGGAUUCCCUCCACCAGUCUGGCCUAGGUACUAG